AUGGUGUUUUUGAAAGUUGCACUAAUGAAGGGAGUUAUGAGGUUUGGCAAGAAAAGAAAGUUGAGUCUAAGGUAUGUAGGACCCUUCGAGAUUCUUGAAAGAGUUGGACCAGUGGCUCACAUGCUUGCUUUACCGCCGGAGUUGUCCAAUGUCCACAUUGUUUUUAAUGUGUCAAUGCUGAAGAGGUACGUUGGUGAUCCAUCUCAUGUUUUGAACUACCAACCGUUACAAUUGAAUGAAGAUCUAUCAUAUGUGGAAGAAUCUGUGAAAAUUCUAGACCGGAAGGAUAAAGUUUUGCAGAACCGAGCUGUCUCGUUGGUGAAAGUCCUUUGA
This is a messenger RNA of Telopea speciosissima, 333 nucleotides long. RefSeq lists its product as uncharacterized. The transcript has a single exon. Lineage: Eukaryota; Viridiplantae; Streptophyta; Magnoliopsida; Proteales; Proteaceae. The coding region runs from base 1 to 333 and encodes 110 amino acids. The record is from RefSeq and is a predicted model, not a curated record.